Fonticula alba is the source of this 834-nucleotide messenger RNA. RefSeq lists its product as hypothetical. The record is from RefSeq and is a predicted model, not a curated record. Bases 1 to 834 code for a protein of 277 amino acids. The transcript has 4 exons. Lineage: Eukaryota; Rotosphaerida; Fonticulaceae.
AUGACCGAAUCCGAAGUCGCGCGGCCCUCGUUCGCCAGCCGGGCAUCCACGCACUUCCUGAAUUCCCGGGCCACCCUGCGGCGGAUCAUCCGUCCGCUGGCCGGGCCCGGGACACACCACCCGCGCGACCUGCCGACCGGCGCCCGGGCCGGGCCCACCUCGCCGCAUGGGACCCUGCGCCUUCGCCGGGCGGCUCCCUCGCUGGCGGCCUGCUCGGCCUUCGGAUCGGGCCUGCUGGAUCCGGCGGCCGCCCGGGCAUUGGUGAUCGCCUGCCAGAGCGUCAGCGCCGAUGUCCUGGACUCGGAGCUCCUCUCCCGGCACUCCUUCUCGGCCUUUGGCCGGCUCAUGAUCUUGGACUCCUUCAUCGAGCUGGCCGUCGCGCGCGAGGUCGACAACUGCCCCUCGCCGCAGCUCAAAGCCAAGGCCGAAUCCGGCAGUGCCCAGCCCCUGGUUCACCACUUGCAUCGCUUGCGCCAGCCAGAACUCCGCCCGAAGUACCUCAAGCAGCGCACCAUCGCCGAUGCCCAGCACCUGGCCAUGGGCAUUGUCGAGGCGGCCGGCUGCGCGGAGAGCGUGACCUACCUGGCGCAGCUCCUGUCGCAAACGCCCAACCCCGUGCGGCCGAAGAAGAUGCGGCCCUUGCUUCUGGUGCAGUUUGCCCUGCUCCACGGCCAGGCCACCUAUGCCGCGGCUCUGGCCGACCCGGCCGACGAAUGUGCCUAUGCUCGGGCAACGGUGAUUCUCCACCGGCAUGCCCGGAAUACGCUGGCCCUGCUGACGGCCCUGCCCAAGUGCCAGAACCGGGACGGCGUCACGGGGCGCUUGCUUGCCUGA